GCCGCCAGCAGGGCCCUCCUGCGGGGAGGAACCGCCCCGCACCAAGUCGGCGCCCGCCAUCUUCUAGGGGCGACGGGGAGCCCGGUGCUGCCAUCGCGUGGCUGCCGGCGGGCGGGAGCAGGGCCGGGGCAGCAGCGCUCCGCCAUCGCGGCGGGGCGGGGACCGGGCUUCGCUUCGCUUCGUUUCGUUUCGCUUCGUUUCUCGUCCCUGCAGUGUCCGGCCUCCCCGCGGAGUCGCUCAGCGGAAACAGGAACAAAACCCGCCCGCGGAGGCGGGACUCCGCUAGCUUUCGCUUGCCGCCCGCGUCUCGCCUGGCGCCGGACCCCCGGUAGGCCUCGGCACCAUGGACCCGUUUCUGACCCUGCUGCAUUCCUUUUCCUCGAGCCUGUCGGCCGGGGAGCUGCGAGACCUGAAAUUCCUCUGCCAGGACAAGAUUGGGAAGAGGAAACUUGAGUCUGUCCAAAGCGGUGCGGAGCUCUUCAGCUUCCUUCUCGAGCAGCAGGUGAUAUCAAGCCACAAUGUGGACUUUCUCAAAAAGAUGCUUAUGGUCAUUAAAAGAGAAGAUUUGAUCACACGGCUAGAGCAUUUUGUAGAGGAAGGAGAAGCUGAUGUACCUGAAAAUCAACCAGAUGUGAAUGAAAAACGUCUGCAGAAAGUAGCUAUUGAAGUCAUAUGUGAAAAUGUUGGGAGAGAAUGGAAAAUGCUGAUACGGAAACUUGGCUUUUCUGAAGUGAAAAUAGACAGAAUAAUAGCAGCCAAUCCCCUUAAUUUGAAGGAACAAUUGGUUCAAUCUCUUCGAGAGUGGCAGAAAUGGAAGGGGAAAGAUGCAAAGGUGACUGAUUUAAUAAAAGCUCUUCGAGACUGUAACUUGAACUUGGUGGCAGACCUAGUUGAACAGAAGCUCGUGCAACUGAACAUUGAAACCAAGUGAAAUCAGUGUAAAAACUCAUUCACAUCUGUGAUGUGAAAGUAAAAAAGCAGAAGUGCCUUCUUGUGUUCAAAACCAAAAUCACUGUCAUUGGUUCUGUUAAUUCUGCAAUUCAUUCAUGUGCCUUAAAUUAAUAGCUUAAUUUACGGUCAGAUUAAGACUAACAUAAAAACAAAUUCCUUUCAGGUAAUGCUUUGUAGCUGAUGCUUCCCUUUAAAUGAUUUUACCAUUCAGAAUAACUACACUCACUUGUGUAAGAAUUCUUACACUUCAGUUCAGCCUCUCACCUGAAAAUAAUAUUUGCUUUAUUGCAAUUACUUUUCAGGUAACUUCUCUGUGAAUACAUCCAUGGGACACUUGUGAGGGAGCUGUAAUUUAAAACCUGAUAGGGAGGGUUUUUUUUUUUUUUUUUAGUGGCCUGUUUGUAACUAGUGUGAAAGGGGUAAGGAGGUAGAGCUCUUUGCUGUUUAGUGGGUCUUCUUUUUGUUUUAGGUGACAUAAGAUAAUGUCUUCCAUAAUUUGUUGAGUACCUUGGUUAUCAGCAGAAGGAUACUAAGAAGACUGUAACGUCAGUCUGUAAGAUGGCAGUGCAAAAGGGGCUAAUACCUAUUGUAGUGGUGCUUUUUUUUUUGGCAGAAAAUAUGCCCAGUUUGAAAAUGAACUUGUUGAAAUCAACAGUCUGUAUCAAGUGCCUUCAUACACAGAAUCAGAAUGGUAGAAGUUGGAAGGGACCUAUAGAGAUCACCUUAUCCAGCCCUUGUGCUCAAGCAGCAGCACCACCCAGAGCAGGUUGCCCAGGACCUUGGGAAUCUCCAAGAAGGGGAACUCCUCAACCUCUCUGGGCAACCUGUGCCAGUGCUCUGUCACCUGCAGCAAAUUCAUAAAGUACUUCCUGAUGUUUAGAUGGAAAACAUCACCCUGAGGGAAACUUUCUCCUGAAAGUACCAAAUAAAUUUUAAGCAUGUCACAAAUGUUUACAGCAGACUUUUUUUUUUUUUCAUGCCUUGAAUGUUUUAAGAUUCUUCACAUCAAGUCAUCUUGAAGUAGGAUUGUUAACUGCAAUAUCUUUCAAACUACAUAGAUAGAUGCCUGAAGGGAGAGGCUUCAUUUUUGCUACUCUACCUGUGUGACUUAACCCCUUUCAAGUUCUUGUUACACAAUGCCAUUACUAUGAAGGCUGCGUGUCAGAAUGUAAUACAUCACUACUCUUUCUGACACAGUUUUCAAAUUUUUCUUGAAUUUGGUGAUUGUAGUGUAGAAGGGAAACUGCUGUAAUGUGAACUUAACUUUUUAUUAGAGUUUUUUCUUGAAAAAUACUUGUGAGAAUCAUGUUAAUCCUAGUGUGCUAAAUAUCAGUGAUGAUAUACAAGCAAAGGAGCAAUGGGUAACACAAAAGUUUCCACCUGUUUUUUUUUGGCAUGUACAGUUCUUUAAGUACUCCCUUCAAUACUUGGUCAGCAUCAGUUGUCAAUUCCAAAGUUCUGGUAGGAGAUGAAAUGCUGCACUUCAACCAAAUGACUAGUUCAAAAGUUUUAGUGACUACUAAUAGACUUGGUCUUCAUUCUGCGGUAUUUAAAUAAAAUUUUCAGAUUUUUUUCUUCAAGCAUUUAGGCUGUCUUUCUGAGCAGAGUGGAAGAGAAGUUAGCAAAAUGAGUUAUGUUUGUGAUGAAGCAGCUCUGCAACAGUCCCAAGUUCAAUCUGUCCAGUGUUUUCCUUACCUACUUGUCCUAAGUUUUCUGGUUCACAAAAGAUAAACAUAGCAGGAAUAUUAAAAACCAUACUGCCUACUGGAUAUUAACAGGAUAUUUUAAGAAUCAGUAGGAACAGCUGUUGUAGCCAAGUGCUCAUCUGCAAGAACUGUUCUGCCUCAAGAUGUGAAACUCAAGGAUUUGUACAUAGUGGAUGUUUGAAAGCAAAGACCUAGACUUCAGCAAUCUCUUA
Molecule: messenger RNA, 2869 nt
Organism: Oxyura jamaicensis (ruddy duck)
Lineage: Eukaryota; Metazoa; Chordata; Aves; Anseriformes; Anatidae
Gene: FADD
Product: Fas associated via death domain
Exons: 2
Coding region: 344-931 (195 amino acids)
Biological process (GO): signal transduction; regulation of apoptotic process
Molecular function (GO): protein binding
Source: RefSeq, a predicted model, not a curated record